This is a messenger RNA of Haliotis rubra (blacklip abalone), 1449 nucleotides long. RefSeq names its product glycoprotein-N-acetylgalactosamine 3-beta-galactosyltransferase 1-like. The transcript is spliced from 5 exons. The record is from RefSeq and is a predicted model, not a curated record. NCBI's taxonomy places the organism in Eukaryota, Metazoa, Mollusca, Gastropoda, Lepetellida, Haliotidae. Gene Ontology annotation, molecular function: N-acetylgalactosaminide beta-1,3-galactosyltransferase activity. Gene Ontology annotation, cellular component: membrane. Bases 204 to 1214 code for a protein of 336 amino acids.
UCCAUCGUAUUGAUCAGCAUACACUAUGUCAGUUUCAUGUUAAUAAACGACUACAUGCAUUUGGUCUGGAUCGGACAAUUUAAGUGGAAUUAGUCAAACUAAAACACCAAUGGCGUACAAAGGUGUUGUGUUAACGUCAUUAUUUGCAGAUGAAUACCUCAAGCAGGCUGGUGCUAGUUCGUAUGUUUGAAUGACGUGUCUCCAUGAAGGAAGUCAAACUUGGUUUCUUCGCACUGGUGGUAGUUUCCUUCUACCUUGUGUUUCUUUACCUCGCUCUCAGCACCGGCAAGCUUCUGCACUGGAAAGGAUUCAAAGGUUCAGAGCCCUGGUUGAAGGCGCGGUAUGUACACAAAGCAGCUGAUGUACCUACAGCCAAACACAACACGUCACACAUCCGGGUAUUUUGCUGGAUUACCACACAAGAACAGGCACUGAAUAACAAAAUCCCUGCAUUGAACGAGACCUGGGCGAGAAGAUGCGACAACAAGAUCUUCAUCAUGACAACAAACAUCACCACACCUGGACAUUCUAUAAUCGACUUCCACAUCAAGGAAGGUCGGAAACGUCUAACCAAAAAGACGAUAGCAGCAAUGAAAUACAUCUAUGAUCACUAUUUGAAGGAUUAUGAUUGGUUCUUGAAGGCAGAUGACGACACGUAUAUUGUCAUGGAAAACCUGAAAUACCUCCUGUCGUUCUAUAACCCGGAUGAGGCGGUGUACCUGGGGCACCUGUUCAAGAUGUUCCUCAACCCCGGGUACAUGAGUGGGGGUGCCGGGUAUGUCCUCAGUCGCCAUGCUGUACGCAGACUAGUAGAACAAGGAUACAAUGUGAAGGGUGCGUGCCGGAAGGGAGGUCGUUACGAGGACGUGGAUUUAGCGGUAUGCUUGAAGAAGGUUGGCGUGCCUGUGUAUAAUUCUCUAGACAACACUGGUCGGGAGACCUUCUACCCUUUUAACCUUGGAGACUACAUAAUGGGGACCCUUCCUAAACAGUUACACCUGUAUGAUCGACACCCGGCUAAAACGGGUAUGAUGUGCUGCAGCAAGUUGCCGAUCAGUUUCCACAAAGUGACCCCGAGAGACAUCCGAAUGUUGGAGUUCCUGCUGUACAGGGCAGUUGUGUAUGGACGUGACAAUGACUGGACUCAGUUCAACCACUUCUUCAAAGCAGAGACAGAACCCCCUUUACCGACCGGAAACGGAAAAGAAGAAUGAAACAGGGUUCUUCAUACUGGCUCGGUGUUUACUGAGCUCUGACAAGUGCCUUAUUUUGCUCACAUGUAUGAAUGGAUUUGUUACUACAGAAAGACAAUUGGCAUGCAAAAACGACCUGACAAACUUUACAAGAUAUGAUCAUGGUAUUUUGUGUGUUAGUUAACGCCUCAUGCCGCCAUUUCCAGCUAUAUGACGGUGGUCUGUAAAUAAUCGAGUCUGGACCAGGCAAUCCAGU